Molecule: messenger RNA, 749 nt
Organism: Sitophilus oryzae (rice weevil)
Lineage: Eukaryota; Metazoa; Arthropoda; Insecta; Coleoptera; Curculionidae
Exons: 4
Coding region: 240-749 (169 amino acids)
Source: RefSeq, a predicted model, not a curated record
CAUACAAAUGUGUCUGAGUUAAGAGGUGUACUAAAUACUUUAAAAAGUUGAAUAUGCACAUUUUAUAACUAUUUAUUUAAAACCAAUUAGACGGUUAUUUAUAUGUAUGUAUACUCCACUUCCGCUAUUUUUCUAGUUUUAAAUUCUCAGAUACGCUGAGGAAAAAAUAAAACACGCACGGGGGUUUGACGAAUUCAAUAAACGAUCAGAUGAUAUUAAAUUAUUAAUCAGUCCAUAGCAUGCAAGAAAAAGAAAUGAUGGUUUCCUACUACAACAGCAUGUAUCAUCAUCAGCAAACCGCUCCGAACGGACAUUUCCAGACGAACAAUCGCGUGGCGUCAUGGUAUCCUCCCGGAUACCACCAAGGAGCUCAAAUGAAUACUGCUACCGGGCCGUAUAUGGCACAGGAGGAACCGCAAAUGUGGCACCACCACGGCGCGUCGGGUCAUGCAAUGUUCCAUAACGAAUUUGCGGACUUUGUGCAUACUGGAAUACCGUCUAUUCAGCAGCCUAUUCCCGAAACGGAGAAUCAUCUACCGUCGCCUCCUAUUACCGUGAGCGGGAGUGAUAUGAGUAGUCCAGGAGGCCAAAAUGGAAAUAUAACGCCUCCUCAACAGUUAAUACAGUGUAACAUUCGACCGCCACCGGCAAGAAGUCCGUACGAGUGGAUUAAGAAAACGAGUUACCAAACACAACCUACCCCUGACGAAGGCUCGCACGGCACUGCUACUCUUAACUUGUUCAUAUAA